Molecule: messenger RNA, 1014 nt
Organism: Dovyalis caffra
Lineage: Eukaryota; Viridiplantae; Streptophyta; Magnoliopsida; Malpighiales; Salicaceae
Source: the annotation of a GenBank genome assembly
AUGGAAGCAGCAACGCUUGGGACGUCUCUCCCAGUUCCCUGUGUUCAGGAGCUGGCAAAGGAGUCACUAACCACAGUCCCAACAAGAUAUUCGCGUGACCCUCCGAUCAUAAGCGACAUUGCUGCAGCUUCUUCACCCCAGAUUCCAGUUAUUGACAUGCAAAGAUUGAUUUCUGAACAAUUCAUGGAUCUAGAGCUGGAUAAGUUGGACCAUGCUGAAGGGGAGAUUCCAGAGUUUUUCGACCUCCCAACGGAAGAGAAAAGGAAGUACUGGCAAACAGCAGGAGAAAUGGAGGGAUUUGGACAAGCUUUUGUUGUGUCUGAGGAGCAGAAGCUUGAUUGGGGAGACAUAUUCUACAUGGUCACUCUUCCAACUCAUGAGAGGAAACCUCAUUUAUUCCCCAAGCUUCCUCAACCACUCAGAGAUACUUUGGAAGCAUACUCAGCAGAACUGAAAAUUCUUGCCUUAAAGAUUCUCUAUCUCAUGGCUAAAGCUCUAGGAAUGAAACCUGAUGAUAUAAAAGACUUGUUCGAAGAUGGGUGUCAGAUGAUGAGGAUGAACUAUUAUCCACCAUGCCCACAACCAGAGCUUGUCAUUGGCCUUAACUCUCACACUGAUGCCACUGGCCUCACCAUCCUCCUCCAAAUGAGUGAGGUGGAAGGGUUACAGAUAAGGAAAUCGGGGAAGUGGAUUCCGGUUAAACCACUACCAGAUUCGUUUGUGGUCAACAUUGGAGACAUGUCGGAGAUUGUGACUAACGGGAUUUACCGCAGCACUGAGCACCGAGCAACUGUUAACUCGAUGAAAGAGCGCCUUUCUCUGGCCACCUUUUACAGCCCCAAUCUAGACAGUGAAAUGGGUCCUGCACCAAGCCUUGUUACUCCAGAGACUCCAGCGCAAUAUAGGAGAAUAAGGGUUGCGGAAUUCUUGAACGGAUAUUUUUCACGUGAACUCGCUGGAAAAUCAUAUAUUGAUGUCAUGAAGAUUCAAAAUGGAGGCGGAGAAGAAAAUUGA